Messenger RNA from Trichogramma pretiosum, 1077 nucleotides. Its product is annotated as gastrula zinc finger protein XlCGF8.2DB-like. Bases 1 to 1077 code for a protein of 358 amino acids. Gene Ontology annotation, cellular component: nucleus. The transcript has 5 exons. Gene Ontology annotation, molecular function: DNA-binding transcription factor activity, RNA polymerase II-specific; RNA polymerase II transcription regulatory region sequence-specific DNA binding. Gene Ontology annotation, biological process: regulation of transcription by RNA polymerase II. The record is from RefSeq and is a predicted model, not a curated record. NCBI's taxonomy places the organism in Eukaryota, Metazoa, Arthropoda, Insecta, Hymenoptera, Trichogrammatidae.
AUGCAGAGAUUCAAGGAAGUAACGGAAAGCAAGAGUGACGUAGUGAGAGUGAAGGAAGAGCCAUGCGAUACUUGGUCGAAUGCAGGCGAAGGUUACGAUUCUUGCAAAGUCGAAAACGUUGAAACAUUUCCGUUUCAGGAAUUAUCGGUGAAACAUGAGAACGAGGAUGCGUUGCAGGAAAGCUCAGAUGAAAAUCUUAUGAUCGAUUGUGAGUGCAAAGAUUUUAAACCUAAAAUGGAGUUAUUAUCAAAAACUAUCUGCAAAACAGAGUACGCAAGAUUUAACUAUGAUAAUAAUUGUCAAUUUGUUGCGAACUCUCAUUUAAAACUUGCUGAAUAUGAAAAUCUAAAAGGUUUUGAAAAAACUGUUGAAAAAAUAUCAUCGUGUAAAUCAAAAAUUGGUCGAGAAACUCAACCAUUAAUUAACCUCAAAUCUCACAUAAAUGCAGUACGCGAUUGUAUUAAACCCUACGAGUGUGAGAUUUGUCACAAAUCAUUUGGACGAAAGCCUCACUUGAAAAAACACAUAGAAACAGUACAUGAUCGUAGCAAACCCUUUGAGUGUAAAAUUUGUCAUAAAUCAUUUGGAUACCAAUGUGUACUUAAAAGUCAUACGAUUACAGUACAUGAUGAGAGCAAACCCUUUAAAUGUGACAUUUGUCAAAAACCAUUUGGACGAAAAGGUCACCUCAAAUCUCACGUAAUGACUGUACAUGAACAAAACAAACCCUUUGAAUGUGAGAUUUGUCGCAAAUCAUUUGGACAUAAAAGUAACCUCAGAUCGCAUAUAACAGGAGUACAUAGUUGUAGCAAACCUUUUGAAUGUGGUAUUUGUCACAAAUCAUUUGGAAGAAAAGAUACCCUCAACGUGCACAUAAAAGCAGUACAUGUUCGUAGCAAACCUUUCGAAUGUGAUAUUUGUCGCAAAUCAUUUGGAUACCGGCAUAGAUUAAAAGAUCAUGUAAAUGUAGUACAUAAACGGAGUAAGCCUUUUGAAUGUGAGAUUUGUCACAGAUCAUUUGGAAGAAAAGUUAAACUCAAAUAUCACAAAAAUACAGUACAUGAACAACUCACGUAA